UCUUCUCUAUUAAAAAAUAAAAAACAAAACAUUUUGCAGGUAAACUGGGAGAUAGUAGGACCCAAUUCUCAGGAAACCUUACCACCACAGAACAGAGACAUUGCAGACCCAGUGAGCGGAUCAUUCUUUUUUGGAGAUGGAGAAGAUGGAGUGAGGACCAUAAUUCUGGCAAUCUAUCCUCAUGAAGAAAUUGAAGUUGAAAAGACUUUUGUAAUUAAACUUAAACUUGUGAAAGGAGACGCUAACUUAGACUCCAGAGCUAAAGAUAUUACAUUAACUAUACAAAAGUUUGGUGAUCCAAAUGGAGUUGUUCAUUUUGCUCCUGAGUCUUUAUCUAAGAAGACUUAUGUGGAGCCACCAGGUUUGGAAGGACCACUGGUCAUCACUUUCUUUGUCAGAAGGGUAAAGGGCACCUUUGGAGAAAUUACGAUUUACUGGGAAUUAAGUAGUGAGUUUGAUAUCACUGGUGACUUUAUUUCCACAAAUGGAUUUUUCACCAUGGCUGAUGGAGAGACUGAUGCAAGCUUUGAUGUUCAUUUGCUGCCAGAUGAUAUACCUGAGAUAGAGGAGGACUGUGUGAUGCAGCUAGUUUCUGUAGAGGGAGGAGCAGAACUGGAUGUGGAAAAAUGCAUCACAUGGUUCUCUGUGUCUGCAAGUGAUGAUCCACAUGGAGUAUUUGCCUUGUAUCCAGAUCACCAGUCAAUACUUAUUGGACAGGACCUUAUUAGAUCUGUCCAAAUUAAUAUCACCAGGCUUGCUGGCACAUUUGGAGAUGUGGCUGUUAGAUUUCGAAUAUCAUCUGAUCAUAAAGAACAGCUAGUUGCUACAAAAAAUGCAGAGAUGCAGCUGGUGGUUCAAGAUUGUGCCAGAUAUAAAGUUGACAUUGUUCCAAUAAAGAAUCAGGUCUUUCUGUCACUGGGCUCCAAUAUCACCUUGCAGCUAGUGACUGUGAUGCUCCUCAGUGGAAAUGUCUAUGGAAUGCCAACCAUUCUUCAUGAAGCAAAAUCUGCUGUGCUUCCAGUCCCUGAAGAAGCAGCCAAUUCUCAGGUUGGAUUUGAAUCCACUGCUUUUCAACUCACGGAUAUCACUGCUGGCACAAGCCAAGUUAUGAUUUCUAGGACAGGAACAUAUGAUGCUCUCUCAGUGACCUGGACCACAGGAUAUGCUCCUGGGUUAGAAAUCCCUGAGUUCAUCACUGUUGGUAACAUGACCCCAAUACUGGGGAGCCUGUCAUUUUCCCAUGGUGAACAAAGGAAAGGAGUUUUGCUGUGGACCUUCCCCAGUCCUGGUCGGCUGGAGGCCUUCGUCAUUCACCUGUCAGGUGUGCGGAGCAGUGCUCCAGGUGGAGCCCAACUCCGAUCAGGUUUCACCAUUGCUGAAAUUGAACCUAUGGGAGUCUUCCAGUUUUCCCCUAGUUCAAGAAGUAUCACGGUUUCAGAAGAUAUACAGAUAAUCAGAUUACAUGUGCAAAGACUGUUUGGGUUCCACAGUGAUCUUAUUAAAGUUUCCUAUGAGACAACUCCAGGAAGUGCAAAGUCACUGGAAGACUUUGAGCCUAUACAGAAAGGGGAAAUGUUUUUUCAAAAAUUCCAAGCUGAAGUUGAUUUUGAAAUAACCAUUAUUAACGAUCAGCUUCAUGAGAUGGAAGAAACUUUUUUUGUUAAUCUUACUUCAGCAGAAAUUCAGGGACUACAAAAGUUUGAUGCUAAUUGGAGACCAUGCCUGAAUCUAGAUUUCAGUGUUGCAGUGAUCACAAUAUUGGAUAAUGAUGAUGUGGCAGGCAUGGAUGUUUCUGUCCCCUUGACAGCUGUGACUGUCGUAGUUGAUACCACUCUCAUUCUUAUAGAAACUGAUUCUACCACAUAUCCUGGCACAAGCGAGUUAACUACCAUUCCUCAGACAACUGAGAUGGCUGUCAUCAUUACUGAGAAUACUGGUAUGUCUGCCACCCCUGAGAAUCUUGUCACCGUUCAUGGUUCAUCUACCAUGCCUGAGAAGCCUGACAUGACCACUGUAACUGCCAGUAUUUCCAUUCAUGGAACUUUUAGUCUUGUCCCCCCCAUUGUUUAUGUUGAAGAGGAGAUGAAGAAUGGCACAUUCAAUACUGUGGAAAUUCGUAUCCAAAGAACUGGUGGGUUUGAAGGCAAUGUCAGUGUAACAGUUAAAAAUUUUGGCAAGAGAUGUGCUUAGAAGGAACCAAAUGCAUUGCCUUUUCAGGAUAUUUAUGAAACCUCCAACCAGACCUGGGCAGUUGAAGAAGAAGACUUUGAAGAACAAAGUCUUAUCCUUAUGUUUCUGGAUGAAGAAAGAGAACGCAAAGUAUCUGUUCCAAUUUUGGAUGAUGAUGAUUCUGAAGGGCAGGAAUUCUUCUUUGUGUUCCACACAGACCCUCAAGGGGGAGCACAGAUUGUGAAGGGAAAAGAUGCCACUGGAUUUGCAGCUUUUGCCAUGGUUAUUAUUGCAGGAAGUGAUCUCCACAAUGGAAUCAUAGGAUUCAGUGAGGACUCCCAGGAUGGACUUGAACUGGGGGAAGGAGCUGAUAUGAGGAGACUGCAUCUUCUUGUCACAAGGCAGCCAAACAGAGCCUUUGAAGAUGUCCAGGUCUCUUGGAGAGUCAUACUUAAUAAAACAGCCAUUGUUCUCCAGAAAGAAGGAGUGAACCUGAUGGAUGAACUUCUGUCUGUGUCAGGAAACAUGACGUGUACAGCAGGUCAAACACAAUGCUUCAUCAGCCUUGAACUUAAGCCAGGGAAUGUAAGAAAUGACGAGGCACAAGGCGGUAAACUUCCAAUGUUUCUUUAGAAGUAAUCAUUUUUAAAUCAUUUUAUGGAAACUCAAGCAUAUUGUUUUUGUUGAAUUUCUUUGUAUCUUGCCUAGUUGUAAUGUCAAAAUCAUUUUGCUGGAUCAC
Molecule: messenger RNA, 2908 nt
Organism: Ictidomys tridecemlineatus (thirteen-lined ground squirrel)
Lineage: Eukaryota; Metazoa; Chordata; Mammalia; Rodentia; Sciuridae
Source: RefSeq, a predicted model, not a curated record